ACUUAUUCACUAAAUUCAGUAAUGGCGGUUGGACAUUAUUUUCUCUUUGACAGUACUUGAUAGUUUAUGGUUAUAUAUCUAAGACAAAUGUUUUGUCCAUAACACGGAUAUAAGAAUGAUAAUAGAACCGCUACUGAUUUUGUCUUUGACCAUUUUAACAGAGAUAUCAGGAGAGGAAACAUACUGCGUUAAUCGUAACGACAGGUUUCCAUGUGAACAUGGUUGCUGUGGAGAUUAUAAGGACCAGCACUGCUGCUCGUUCGCGGGACUGAUCGUCGGCAUCAUUGUGGGAGUGGCGCUUCUUAUUGCGGUGAUAGCCGGGAUAAUUUACUGCUGGCUCAAGAAACAUUGGAGGAAGGAGUCACGUGAUCCCAUGGCGGUGCCAAGUCACAAUUGCCGAGGAGCUAAUGUCACGGUACUUCACCAGUCGAGGACUAUGGCCUUCACUACAGGUUCCUCCAAUCACAGUUCCGGAUUAUCUCCGUACGAUCUGACUUUUAAUCAACAGUUUCCUCCGCCCUACAGUGCACAAGUGCCCCAGGCCCCAAAGUAUUCCCCACCCCAGGCCCGUAAGUUUUCCCCGCCCCCUUACUCGCAAGCCCCACCCCCUUACUCAGCCAAGACUCCCGCGCAACGAACAACUUUACACAGCAUUGGAAGUGAAAGCAAUAUCAUCACCUCAGCCAGCUCACGGAUUGGUCCGCCACCUGUCUCCUAGUUACUGCUGAUGACGUUUAUUUUACAAAAUAUAAAGAUGUACAAUAUGUUUUGAUAAUGGAAUAUACUUGUUAUGUAAAAACUGAUUUGUGAUAAAGUUUUACAUGAAUUUUCAUACAUGUACCGUGAAAGCUCUAAACCCCCGAGUCUAAGAAUAAGUAUAUUGUCAAGCAAUUUCAAAGUAGUUAAGCCCUGCAAAGGAACGCGUGAGAAUGAUCUCGUCGUUCUUCUAUGACUUUACUGCAAGUGACACGCUCUAUGAAACAUAAUAUGCAGUUUUUAUAAAACUAUGCUGCUGGUUAUCUGUUUAAAAGGGAGCUAAAUGUAAGUACGUCACUGUCGUACGUCACAUGUGACGUCAUGAUGACACAAAAGUAAGAUAUUUGAGAAAGGUAGAUGGAAAGAAGGAAACCGUAUUAAUGAAACAGAAUUUUAGGUCACCAGAGUCAUUCAGGUGACCUAUUGCUGUUGGUCUGCGUCCGUCGUCGUCCUUCGAACAUUAUUAAAUUCUUCUUGAUAGCUACCAUUCCGAUUCUUAUCAAAAUUGUUUAUCGGAACUGCCUGCAGAAUGCAAAGACCGAACUAUAUCAAAUUUAGUAUAAAGAAUCUUUGGGACAAGAGGGACAUAAAUUGUAAAUUUUACAACUCCUUUACCCUUGUGCCUUAUGGGCAGGGCGAAAACUGCUAAAAUUGACUCAUUUUCAAAAAUGGUCUUCUUUACAACCGCAAGUGUGUAGGAAAACUAAAUGCAUAUUGAUAUAGAACAGGGAGGCCUCUAUCAAAAUUGUAAAUUUCAUGAUCUCUGGGGUAGAGGUUCCAACUCCAGGUGAGGCCAAACUUGGUAUAUAGAGUUUAUGUGUAAAACAUUUGAAAACAUCUUCUUAAAUUUUAUUGGUAUGAAAUGGAAUCUAAAUGGAUAUUUGGAAGGAACAGGUAGUCUAUUACCAAAAUUAUAAAUUUCAUGAGCCCAAGGUUAGGGGUUAUGGUACCAGGGUGGGACCAAAAUUAUAAUUGUAAUUAUAAUGAGUUUGAAAUACUUCAUUAAUUUUGCUGUACUGCAUAGAAACUAACUGCAUAUUCAGGAAAAGCAGAAAGGGGUGUUCCAAAAUGGUGAAUUCGCAAUCCCAGGGUUCUGAUUCUAGGGUGGAUGUAAAAUAGUCAUAUCGUGUUAAUGUUGUACAUAGAAUAUGUUAUGUAAAGUCGUUCACCAGUAUAUAGGCACUUUCAGGGACAUCUAUAAUUUAAGAGCACAUCUUGAUUUAUACUGCUGCUGAAUAUUAGAAGUUAGCUUAGAUAUGCAGAACAAGAAAACUAUCAGAGAAAAUUAUUCCAUAACCUUUGGAGCUAGUCAUACUUUUAACUAAUACUCAGGUUACCAAUAAGGCUUGUGGGCCUAGGCCUUAUUCCUGAUUUCUGGUUUUCGACGUGGUGCUUGAUUGAGUGCGUAUUACAUCUCAUGGCCUCAUUAUAUUAGCGGGGCUAAAUAACAUCUAUAAAGCUGUGAUAUAUAAUUUUGAUAGAUUUUUUUUAAUUUGUAAUAAUAUUGAUUCUAAGUUUGACAAUAUCCAGAUAAUCCUAUUGAAAUGAAUAAUGGCAUAUUGGUUUUUUAAAAGACAUAUUAUGGAUUUGUUCAGAGAGAGAGAGAGAGAGAGAGAGAGAGAGAGAGAGAGAGAGAGAGAGAGAAUAUACUCAUUCACAGUAAGCGGAUAUGCAAUUUUGUUAUUGUUUGUUUGGUUUUUUAAUUGUUGUGUUUGUUUGAUUUUAAUUGUUUGUUUGUUUGUGUUUUAUCACAGAUUCACAUUCUACGCUAUACUAUAGUCAUAUUAAUAACAAUUACAUGUAUUUAAAAACGUGAUGAUAGACAACACCUCAAGUUUGUGCAAAGAUUCUCUUCUUUUUUCUAACCGAUAAGACCAUUUUGAAAAUAAAUUAUAAUGUAACAAUGA
Messenger RNA from Ostrea edulis (European flat oyster), 2663 nucleotides. Its product is annotated as cysteine and tyrosine-rich protein 1-like. The transcript is spliced from 3 exons. The record is from RefSeq and is a predicted model, not a curated record. Lineage: Eukaryota; Metazoa; Mollusca; Bivalvia; Ostreida; Ostreidae. Bases 116 to 718 code for a protein of 200 amino acids.